AGGCAGACUCUCCUUGCAGUUUGCAAGAGGAACGCAAGGUGCGUCGACACCACUCUUGGAAAAGGGACGAUAUAGCUCACGACGGACGAAACAAGUGUUGUUCUUGCAUGAAGGACGAAGUUGUAUCAGACUUCGCCAGCAGGACCGCUUGAAGUAGACAGCAGCCGCGGGGUGAGACAAGUAGACAGCAGCCGCGGGGUGAGACAUCCGAGUGGGCGUGGAGAGGGCAGCCCAGAAGCAGUUCCUAGCGGGCCGCUUGAAGCACCAGCAAGCAACAGGAGGAGAAUGGGUGGCGCAGAGCGGGAUCCCGGGAGUGUCAGUAGGAAAGGAAGGAUUUUCAUGGGAAUGCUCGCGCUUCAGUUCGGGCUCCAGCCGGUGUUGCAGAAGGCUUGCGUGGACAAGCAUAGCGUGGACCGCAUGUCCCUCAUCAUUGUCACCGAAAUGACCAAGAUCACCCUUUGCGUGUUCGUUAUCUGGUCGUCUGGGUCAAAGGUGUAUCGACCCAUGCUUGAAUCGUGGACCCUUCGAGGGAGCCUCGAGGCGGCGGCGCUACCGGCCGCCGGGUACGCCUUGCAGAACUGGCUAUCCCAGCUGGCCUACAUGAACCUGGACUCCCUGACGUUCAACCUCCUCAAUCAAACCAAGACCCUCUUCGCGGCGCUCUGCCUGUACCUCGUCAUGGGCAAGAAGCAGUCCCGCUUGCAGCUCGUCGCCCUCUCGCUCUUGCUAGCGGCGGCCCUUCUCCUCAACUCAGGUAGCAGUGGCGGCGAUUCAAAGGCAGGCACUGGGGAAAGGGGGCUGUUAACGUCGGAGGCAGAGGAUUCUGCGCGACUCUGGCUAGGCGUGCUCCCUGUCAUGGCGGCGGCCCUAAUGUCCGGGUUGAUGGGAGCGGUAACCCAGAGGACGCUGCAGAGGAGCGGCCGCAAUUCUUCUCAGCUUUCUCUCGAGCUAGCCGUGUACGGCGUCUUAACCUUGCUGCUAACAUCGGGAUCCGGGAUCGGUGGGUCAGACGCCGUGACGUCAGCGGGAAGAAGUAGUGCAUUCCAGGGAUGGACGAAGUGGACUUGCGUACCCGUGCUCAGUCAAGCGGCAGGCGGAUUGAUCGUGGGCCAGGUGACGAAGCACGCUGGGAGCGUCCAGAAGGGUUUUGCCUUGAUAGGAGGUAUCCUCGUGACGGCGGCAGUGCAGAGCACUAUGGAGAAGUCGGCUCUCACCAUGACGCACUGGACGGCGGCCGCGCUUGUCGCUGGAGGCACCUACCUGCACGCCAACUUCCCCCACCAGGGCCCCAAGAAACCAGAGAAGAUGCUUUGAUCACACCGUUGGCCAAUCAGCUGUGCAUGGAUACACCCCACAGGGGGCUACGAGCCUUUGGAUGCCCUGGUGGUACCUGGCCAAGGAGGGGAUAGCCUAAAUUGUCCGCGGUGGGAUACGCUGCACUGGCCAGAACCCAGUGAAAGCCCUGGAAGUUUCGUGGCAGGGUUGUGGGACGGGACGAGGGGAGUGCCGAAAAGAGACCACAGGCCACACCUACAUUGUCAUGCACAAACUCUUCUUUUUUUUGUUUCACCUGUUGGGGUAUGUCGCAACUGCUCUGCUUCUGAUAGGGCAAUUUGUUGCCUGAACGCCAGAAAAUGUAGAUCGAGUGGGCCCCUUGGUUUAAGAUGACAAAGUUGGGGGGAAAAAUACGACAUUGCGAGGAGAUGUCAGCGGUCUACCUCAAGGAACAAACGGCAGAUUGAACGGCACAGCGAGUUCGUGCGUAGGAGUAGGAGAUUCAGUACUUGUAGUCCCCUGGUAAGUCAGCCCCUCGUCGCCUUUGUUAGCAUCGAAAGGGAUUGUUUAUGCGGGCUAGUCAAGCGUCAGUCCUUGAAGGUGCAUACCAGUAGUAUUGUCCUUGAAGGUGCAUAACAGUAGUAUUUGGAGUCACAUACGUAUGAACGACAAUAUUUCGCUUCCUAUCGUUUUUUUCGUUUUUCGUGUUGAGGCAAGUUGAGGAGAGAUUCAGGGGCAAAAAGAAAUUGAUUUUUGGGUUUUCGUAACUACAGUGGAGAGUUGUGAAAAACGUUGAGGGUCGAUUUGAAACCAUCGGGGAACAGUGUUUUGUGCUGUCAUCCACAUGGUAGAUUACCGGUGCUAUUCCUUGAUUCUACGAGUGGAGUGCCGACAAAGAUCGAAACAAGGGGGAGGAAGCUGAUGGCAUUCACGAAGAACGAACUGCGAGACG
Molecule: messenger RNA, 2227 nt
Organism: Ectocarpus siliculosus
Lineage: Eukaryota; Phaeophyceae; Ectocarpales; Ectocarpaceae
Source: the annotation of a GenBank genome assembly